AUGGAGGUCACAGGACAAGGGGGACACGCGCGGGUUUGGGGACACGCGCGGGACAGGAGGGUGGCGCGGAACGCGCCCGCCACGGAACGUCUCCGCUCGGGUGCGGGGGGUCCGGAGGGGUCGCAUUCCGGAGCGGCCCCGCCCUCCCCGCUCAGCCAAUGGGCGGCGCGCGUUGCCCGCGGCCAAGAUGGCGGCGGCGCGCCCCCUGAAGGCGCUCCGGGCGGCGCCGCCCGCGAUGGCGGCGGCCGGCGGGGGCCCGUAGGGGCCAUGGGCAACGCCGAGGGCCGCGCUCCGCGCCGGGCCGAGCCCCGCGGAAACCCCGGCAGCUUCGAUGAGCUGCACCGGCUCUGCAAAGAGGUGUUCCCGCCGCAGAUGGAGGGGGUGAAGCUGAUCGUCACCAAGACCCUGAGCAGCCACUUCCAGGUGACACACACGGUGCACAUGAGCACCCUGGGCCCCUCCGGCUAUCGUUUCAACGCCACCUACGUGGGGGACCGCCAGCUCGGGCCCACCGAGGUGUUCCCCACGCUGCUCGGGGACAUGGACAGCGCCGGCAGCCUCAACGCUCAGGCCCUGCACCUGCUGGGCGAGCGCCUCCGCGCCAAGGCCGUGUUCCAGACGCACCAGGCCAAGUUCGUGACGUGGCAAUUCGACGGCGAGUACCGCGGCGACGACUGCACGGCCACGCUCACGCUGGGCAACCCCGACGUGCUGGGAGGCUCCGUGAUCGUGGUGGCCCAUUUCCUGCAGAGCGUCACCGCCCGCCUCGUGCUGGGCGGCGAGCUCGUCUACCACCGGCGUCCUGGCGAGGAGGGGGCCAUCCUCACGCUGGCCGGCAAAUAUUCAGCCCCCAACUGGGUGACGACGCUCAACGUGGGCUACGGGGGGGCUCACGCCAGCUACUACCACCGGGCCAACGAGCAGGUGCAGGUGGGGGUGGAGCUAGAGGCCAACACGCGGCUGCAGGAGACCAACUUUGCCUUCGGCUACCAGCUCAACCUGCCACGAGCCAACGUCGUCUUCAGAGGGCUCCUGGACAGUAAUUGGAGCGUGGGGGGGGUCCUGGAGAAGAAGUUGCCCCCCUUGCCCGUCACGCUGGCCCUGGGCGCCUUCCUCAACCACUGGAGGAACCGAUUCCACUGCGGCUUCAGUGUCACCGUGGGCUGAGGGGACACUGGGGACAGCAGGGACAGCGUGGCAUUGUCCUGCUCAGGGAGCCACCGGGCCGGGCCGUG
Messenger RNA from Sturnus vulgaris (Common starling), 1235 nucleotides. RefSeq names its product translocase of outer mitochondrial membrane 40 like (gene TOMM40L). Gene Ontology annotation, molecular function: transmembrane protein transporter activity. Gene Ontology annotation, biological process: protein import into mitochondrial matrix. Gene Ontology annotation, cellular component: mitochondrial outer membrane. Lineage: Eukaryota; Metazoa; Chordata; Aves; Passeriformes; Sturnidae. The record is from RefSeq and is a predicted model, not a curated record.